This is a messenger RNA of Dictyostelium purpureum, 843 nucleotides long. RefSeq lists its product as uncharacterized. Lineage: Eukaryota; Evosea; Eumycetozoa; Dictyosteliales; Dictyosteliaceae. The transcript has a single exon. The coding region runs from base 1 to 843 and encodes 280 amino acids. The record is from RefSeq and is a predicted model, not a curated record.
AUGAAAACUAAUUAUUUUAUAUUAUUUUUAUCUUAUUUUAUUUCAAUAACAACAGCAUUACAGUUUGUAAAUUUGGAGGUUUACAAUGACCCACAAUGCACCUCAAAAGAAACAGCUGUAUACGGUGUAGGUUAUUCGGCAGUUAUAGAUACAUGCACUACAUUGGAUUAUCAAAAUAACUUUAUAUUUACAAUCGAUAAGGAAUCGCAAAGUGUUGUAUGGAAAAAGUAUUUAUUUUAUGAUAUGGAAAAAUGUGAUUCAAGUGUCGGUAGUCCAAAAUCAUUUAAAAUCAAUUCAUGUGUUCCCCAAAAUCAAAUAACAUUAAACCAAGCAAUGUCCGCAGAUGAUAAAGAUUAUUAUUUUAAAGUAACCGUAUCAUCAUCUCCAGUUGUACAACCAAAUUCAGCAUCCAUCUCAUUUAUGAGAGAUAGCUGUGAACCCGAAAAUAUACUUUUAUCAGAAUAUGUCAUCAAUGGUACAAAUACCGAUUCAUUGAACGGAUUAACUUUAUUUUAUUACUGUAUCAACCAAGCUCCAUAUUAUGUAACCUGUUUAAAAAAUGAAUGCCACGAUCCAGUACCAUUGUUACAAAUUUGUGUUCAAACAGUUCCUUUUUAUAACUCCUCUUCAUCCAAUAUCUUAUCGAGCUCUGGUGGUACCGGUAUUUAUAGCGGCAGUAAUAGCGGUAGUUUUAGUGGUAAUCAUGCAAGUGGAGGUGGCUCUAGUGGUGCAAGUGGUUUUUCAAGUGGUGGUGGUAGCUCAAGUGGAAAGGGAAACAAUCUUGACCAAGAGUUAAAUUCGUCAUCAAAUCAAAAAUAUUAUUUCCAACAUUAUUGCUCAUAA